CCUGAUUAAGCGGCAAGGUGGAGUUAUAAACCCCGCAUGUGAAUGUGUGGAAAUCUCCGUCUCCUCGAGUCUUCCUUCUUCGCUACUAUUCAGAAUCUCAAGUCGGUAUGGCUGAAGCAAGUACCGUCACCCACGGCGCAAUUGAGGCCAUCGCACCAGGCGAACAGGUUGAGGAGGAGGACGAGUUCGCUACUUCGGAUUACGAUGCCAGCUCACUGUCCUCGAGCUCUGCUAGCUUGACCUCGAGCGUCUACCAGCACGCAUAUGAGAAUGGCAGGCGGUAUCACCAGUACCGUCAUGGAACAUAUCCGAUUCCAAAUGACGACGCCGAACAGAACCGUGAUGACAUGAAGCAUGCUAUGAUGCUCGAGCUCACAGAUGGCAAGUUGUUCUUUGCUCCAAUUGGCGACAAUCCUGGGAAGAUUAUCGACCUAGCUACUGGUACCGGUAUCUGGGCCGUGGAUAUCGCCGACAAAUAUCCCGGUGCUACCAUAUUGGGCGUGGAUCUUAGUCCCAUCCAGCCAGUCUGGGUUCCGCCCAACUUGAGAUUCCUCGUUGAUGAUAUCGAGGAUGAGUGGACGCAUGGUGAUGACUGGGACCUUGUGCAUAUGCGUUGCAUCAGCCCCUGGCUGAAAGAUGAAGUCAAAGUCCUCCGCCAAGCCUACGAACAUCUCAAACCUGGUGGCUGGAUUGAGAUCCAAGAGCUCGACGCUCGCGCCAACUGCGACGACGGGUCAUUGUCCCCCGACGCUCCCCUGGCUAAGUUCUUUGACACAGCCGAGAGGGCUGUAAAAGAAUUUGGCAUGAAGUUUCGUGCUGGCGAGAAUCUCCGAGGUCCUCUUGAAGAGGCCGGAUUCGUCAAUGUGAGCUGUACGGUGUUGAAAGUACCCAUUGGGACAUGGCCAAAGGAUAAGAAAAAGCGCCUUAUAGGACACUACUGUAGGACGGCUGUGAGCGACAUGUUUGGAGCUAUGGCUGCCAAGCCUCUGCGAAAGAUUUUGGACCCUGUCGAGAUAGAGUUAUUCCUAGCCGGUGCUAGGAAGGAUCUUCAAAACCCUAGCAUUCACUCGUAUGAGAAGUACUACUUCUGGAUGGGCCAAAGGGCGUUGGUUGAGGGGGACGUUCGUGCCAAGGGUGCAUGACCUGCGGCGGCAGAACAUGAACGAGGAGGGAGGAUAGUUAUCUAGUUUAGGUCGGGCGAGAUGUAACAUGUUCCGUGAAGGUUUCUUGUCAAUUCGGGUAUCCGUGAGUUUGUCCUGAUGCUUUGACUUGAUGUGCUUCUCGACUUAGUCUGCGUUGGAG
Molecule: messenger RNA, 1302 nt
Organism: Ilyonectria robusta
Lineage: Eukaryota; Fungi; Ascomycota; Sordariomycetes; Hypocreales; Nectriaceae
Product: S-adenosyl-L-methionine-dependent methyltransferase
Exons: 7
Coding region: 108-1142 (344 amino acids)
Molecular function (GO): methyltransferase activity
Source: RefSeq, a predicted model, not a curated record